GGAGAAUGAGAAAGUGCUAAAUGUACAACGGCAAGUUGAAGAAUGUGAACCUAAAGACUAUUGGAAAACAAUCUUCAGCAUUAAACAGUCGGCGUCCUUAAUGAGCGAAACUGCACUUAGAACUGGAUCAGUCUGUUUACGGAAACCUAAUCGGAGGAUUUGUUAGUACAGGUAGUGAGCACCGCCAGAAAAAGUGGCUUCAACUCAUAAAACCAAUGACAGUGUCGACUCUAACAAUAUCAGAGCCCAACAGCUUGCCAAUGGGGGCACUCUACAGUGAUGGCUGUCUGUAGCUUGAGUAGUGAGAGAAGUACUCCUGCCUGUCUUCUAACAGGGAGGCAUGCCACAAACAUUGACCUCUACAAGUAUGUUUAAUACCAGUGGCUUUAGCCAUGAACUUCAACCAACCAAAGAAAACGAACAUGAAAGUCUGAUAUUUCAGGAUGGUAACCUUAUCUCAGCAUCUUUAGAGGCUUUGAUCCAACAUCUCAUACCUACAGUUGACUAUUAUCCUGAAAAAGCAUAUAUAUUUACAUUUCUACUGAGUUCAAGAUUAUUCAUCGAACCCCAUGAGCUAUUAUCAAAAGUAUGCCACAUGUGUAUAGAGCAGCAAAGUCUGGACGAGCCAGUGCUUGACAAGGCACGAAUUAAAAAAUUUGGACCUAAGAUAAUGCAGCUGCUGACAGAAUGGACAGAAACUUUCCCAUCCGAUUUUCGGGAUGACAGAAUGAUUGCACAUCUAAAGGACAUGAUCCACAGGAUAGCGCCCUGUGAUGAGAGUUAUUGGAAGACAAUGAAUCAGCUUUUGCAAACAUUGAACCAAAAACUGGCGACUCUAAAUCAAGGUGAAGAAAACACAGUCAAGCUCAAUGCUAGUGUGUCCGAUAAAUUGGUUAUCAUCAAAACCAAACCUCCAUCCAUUCAAAGAGAUAUACUGAGUAUUUGCAAUGAUCCAUAUACCCUGGCACAACAGCUAACUCACAUAGAACUGGAACGAUUGAGUUUUAUUGGCCCUGAAGAAUUUGUACAAGCAUUUGUACACAAGGAUUCUUUGGAAAACCCAAAGUCUUGCUUCAGUGACCAAAAGAAAACAAACAAUCUUGAAGCCUAUGUCAAAUGGUUCAACAGACUCUGCUAUUUAGUAGCUACUGAAAUAUGUAUGCCUGCGAAGAAGAAACACAGAGCACAAGUGAUAGAAUUUUUUAUUGAUGUUGCUCGAGAAUGCUUUAAUAUUGGUAACUUCAAUUCCUUGAUGGCAAUUAUAUCUGGUAUGAACAUGAGCCCUGUUUCUAGGUUAAAGAAGACAUGGGGGAAGGUUAAAACAGCAAAAUUUUACAUUCUUGAGCAUCAAAUGGAUCCUACAGGUAACUUCUACAACUACAGAACAGCUCUACGUGGGGCAGCUCAUCGGUCACUGACUGCACACAGUAACCGAGAAAAAAUUGUUAUCCCUUUCUUCAGCCUGCUGAUCAAAGACAUUUACUUCCUAAAUGAGGGAUGUGCAAAUCGUCUUCCUAAUGGUCAUGUGAAUUUUGAGAAAUUUUUAGAAUUGGCCAAACAAGUAGGAGAAUUUAUGAUGUGGAAACAGGUUACCUGUCCUUUUGAAGAUGAUCAAAAUAUCAUUCAUUAUCUUCAUACAGCCCCUGUCUUCUCUGAAGAUGGUUUGUAUUUGGCGUCAUAUGAAAGUGAAAGUCCAGAAAACCAGCUUGAAAAAGACAGAUGGAAAACUUUAAGAUCAACACUCUUGGGAAAGACCUGAGUAUGUUGGAGUAUAUUCAGAAUACAAAUCUACUAAUACCAUAGCUUGCACUAUUGACUUCAGAAACCAGCAGAGACCUGGGUUUUCUUGAACUUUGAUGAGCAGGAUUCAUUAGUCAGAGUCGUACAAAUGUGAAGAAGAAAAAAUAUUCCCUGCUUGAAACCAUCUCUAAACAAGCAGUUUUUAAAUUAUACAGAUCUUAUCAAUAGAAAGCUGGAUAAUGCUAAAUUUCAGAAACUGAAAUACUUUUCAGUCAGUACAUGUCCUGAGACUGAUUUAGAUGAAGUAGAUUGCAAGACACGAAAAGAUUUCAAAGUAAGUACUUCCAUUUUUUAACAUAUUCUGGGACUGGAUAGUUCAUGUUUUGAACUCUGCCUGAAAUAGGUUUGGACAUGUGAACUGAACUCAAGAAGCCAGGAUUCAGGAUUCACUGUGUAAAAGUAACUGCUCUUUAUCUCAACUGAAAGAAAUACUUCCAUUUGCAGGAAGGUUCUACUAGACUGACAUUCAGUUGUGUACAUUACUUGGUAAUUCCGUAGAGCACAUAUUUUGUGUUGUAAUAUUUUACUCAAUGGGUACCUGAUCUCAUCAUCUGCAUGCAUUUAAAAUGUCUCAUUAUAGUUUGAAUUACUGUGACAUUUUCACUUGCUUACUUAGCAAGCUUAGAUGAUACAAUUCAUCACUAACAAUAUUUAAACAAUAUAGCAAAACAUAAUGUGCAUUUUGUGUUAUGGAAAAGAUUUUGAGCUAUAAAAUGCUAAUUGUCAGUAUGCCUCGUUCAUAUUAAAUCACAAAUUAAGACAACAGAUUUAAACCUGAUCAAUUGUAAUAAAAGUGGGUGGAUUCUUAACAGGUUGUAGCUAUAUUAUCUGUGAAGUUAUGUAACAGUCGUCUGUUAAAUCCCUGUAAAUAUUAUUACAUGAGGUUUACAUCUGGCAGAUACAUGAUAUUUCCUUCUGAAUUGGGUAAUUUUAUUAUGUAAAUAUGAUUUUCAAUUACUUAUACUAAUUUUAAUUUAUAGUAAAAAAAAUUGUUGACUUCAAUCUGAGUGGUCAUGGUGGUAAAGAAAACGAGGAAGAACUAAGUCUAUAUGAAAGCUGUGUACGAUCCCACAGUUAUUUGAAAUUUGGGAAAUUAAAGCCAUUGAAGAUGCAUGUAGUUAUGACAGACAUAUAUAAUGGCAUUUACUUGUUACUUAAGUACGAGAUAUUUUUGUAGUACAUAAUAUUGUAAAUGGUCUUACAUAUUAGCCAAACUAGUAUCAUAUACCUGAAAUAACAAGGUGUAGAGCUGGAUGUACAAGGUGUACAGCAGGCCAAGCAGCACCAGAGGA
Messenger RNA from Rhincodon typus (whale shark), 3092 nucleotides. Its product is annotated as ras-GEF domain-containing family member 1C-like. NCBI's taxonomy places the organism in Eukaryota, Metazoa, Chordata, Chondrichthyes, Orectolobiformes, Rhincodontidae. Gene Ontology annotation, biological process: Ras protein signal transduction; positive regulation of GTPase activity. The coding region runs from base 341 to 1759 and encodes 472 amino acids. Gene Ontology annotation, molecular function: guanyl-nucleotide exchange factor activity. The transcript has 15 exons. Gene Ontology annotation, cellular component: plasma membrane. The record is from RefSeq and is a predicted model, not a curated record.